This is a messenger RNA of Mesocricetus auratus (golden hamster), 2055 nucleotides long. It is a transcript of the gene Ranbp10, whose product is annotated as RAN binding protein 10. Gene Ontology annotation, molecular function: protein binding. Gene Ontology annotation, biological process: cytoskeleton organization; cell surface receptor signaling pathway. NCBI's taxonomy places the organism in Eukaryota, Metazoa, Chordata, Mammalia, Rodentia, Cricetidae. The record is from RefSeq and is a predicted model, not a curated record. Gene Ontology annotation, cellular component: cytoplasm. The coding region runs from base 32 to 1894 and encodes 620 amino acids. The transcript has 14 exons.
CCCCAGUGACACAAUAGCAGCUCCCUCCAAGAUGGCGGCGGCGACGGCAGACCCGGGAGCUGGGAACCCGCAGGCUGGGGACUCCUCUGGUGGGGACGCCGGGGGCGGGCUACCGUCACCCGGGGAGCAGGAAUUGAGCCGGCGCCUGCAGCGCUUGUACCCUGCAGUUAAUCAGCACGAAACACCGCUGCCGCGAUCUUGGAGCCCCAAGGACAAGUACAACUACAUCGGCCUCUCCCAGGGAAACCUCCGUGUCCACUACAAAGGUCAUGGCAAAAAUCACAAAGAUGCGGCCUCUGUGCGUGCCACCCACCCCAUCCCCGCUGCCUGUGGUAUUUACUAUUUUGAAGUGAAGAUUGUCAGCAAAGGAAGAGAUGGGUACAUGGGAAUUGGACUCUCAGCUCAAGGAGUCAACAUGAACAGACUACCUGGUUGGGACAAACAUUCCUAUGGUUACCAUGGCGAUGAUGGGCAUUCCUUCUGCUCCUCCGGGACGGGCCAGCCCUAUGGUCCCACAUUCACCACAGGGGAUGUGAUCGGCUGUUGUGUCAACCUCAUCAAUGGCACCUGCUUCUACACCAAGAAUGGCCACAGCCUCGGUGUGGCCUUCACAGAUCUCCCGGCCAACCUCUACCCUACCGUAGGCCUGCAGACACCUGGGGAGAUUGUGGAUGCCAACUUUGGGCAGCAGCCCUUCUUGUUCGACAUCGAGGACUAUAUGCGAGAGUGGCGUGCCAAAGUCCAGGGCACUGUCCAUGGCUUUCCCAUCAGUGCCCGGCUUGGUGAAUGGCAGGCAGUGCUGCAGAACAUGGUCUCAUCUUACCUGGUGCAUCAUGGGUAUUGUGCCACAGCCACAGCUUUUGCCCGAAUGACUGAAACCACGAUUCAGGAAGAACAGGCAUCCAUAAAGAAUAGACAAAAAAUCCAGAAGCUGGUGCUGGAAGGCCGGGUGGGUGAAGCCAUUGAAACAACCCAGCGCUUCUACCCUGGGCUGCUGGAGCACAACCCCAACCUGCUCUUCAUGCUCAAGUGUCGACAAUUUGUGGAAAUGGUGAAUGGCACCGACAGUGAGGUCCGCAGCUUGAGCUCCCGAAGCCCCAAGUCCCAGGACAGCUACCCUGGCUCCCCCAGCCUCAGUCCCCGACAUGGCCCUAGUAGUUCCCACAUGCACAACACAGGAGCAGACAGUCCCAGCUGCAGCAAUGGCGUUGCAUCUACCAAGAACAAACAGAACCACAGUAAAUACCCCGCACCCAGCUCCUCCUCCUCGUCCUCGUCCUCCUCGUCCUCCUCUUCCCCGUCCUCCAUCAAUUACUCCGAGUCCAACUCAACAGACUCCACCAAGUCCCAGCCCCACAGCAGUACCAGUAACCAGGAGACCAGUGACAGUGAGAUGGAGAUGGAGGCAGAGCAUUACCCUAACGGUGUGCUGGAAAGCAUGUCCACACGCAUCGUCAACGGUGCCUACAAGCAUGAAGACCUGCAUACAGAUGAGUCCAGCAUGGAUGAUGGGCAUCCACGGCGGCAGCUCUGUGGGGGCAACCAGGCUGCCACAGAAAGGAUCAUCCUGUUUGGCCGAGAGUUGCAGGCAUUGAGUGAGCAGCUGGGCCGAGAGUAUGGCAAGAAUUCGGCCCACACAGAGAUGCUGCAGGAUGCCUUUAGCCUACUAGCAUACUCAGACCCCUGGAGCUGCCCCGUUGGCCAUCAGCUUGAUCCCAUCCAGAGGGAGCCUGUGUGUGCUGCUCUCAACAGCGCCAUUUUAGAGUCUCAGAACCUGCCAAAGCAGCCUCCUCUGAUGCUCGCCCUGGGCCAGGCAUCUGAAUGUCUACGGCUCAUGGCCCGAGCAGGCCUGGGAUCUUGCUCUUUUGCCAGAGUCGAUGACUACUUGCACUAGCUGACCUUCUUGGCUGGCUCUGUCCAGCCGUCCUUCAGCCCUAGGGCUGGAGCAACCCUGCCCGCCAUAGGCAUCUGGUACAGAGACCUGGAAGCCAUGGGCAGAGUCCCACUCCUCCUACCUGGCCGGUCCUCCCUCCCUCCCUCCCCCUCCUCCCUCCC